AUGGAGAUGGACCGAAAAACGCAAAUUAUCGACUACGAUGGAAACAUCAUGGAGGAUCUAAAGGAAUGGAUGAUUAGGAAUAAGCUAGCUAAUCUUGGGUUCAACUAUAACGUGAUAGCAAUCUUGGGGAGCCAAAGUAGUGGGAAAAGUACUCUCCUGAAUAAUUUAUUUAAAACGUCAUUCGAUGUGAUGAACACAAAAAUGGGUCAUAGUCAGACAACCCAGGGGUUAUGGUUAAGUUUCGAUACAUUUGAGGAUAGUUCGGUUGCCGCUUCCGAGCAGGGCAGUAGUACCACUCAAGUGAACCCCACGCUGAUUUUAGACGUUGAGGGAAACGACUCUAAAGAAAGAGGAGACAACCGCCUGACCUUUGAGCACAGAUCAGCGCUGUUCUCUUUGGCACUGGCAGACUGCGUAAUUGUAAAUCUGUGGUACCACUCGUUAGGGAAUUUCACCGCAUCGAAUUAUGGAUUGCUAAAAACAGUCAUGGAAGUAAAUCUGGAGUUGUUUCAGCAGGAUAAAAAUUGUCCCAAAACGAUUUUGCUAUUCACAGUGAGAGACUGGUUCGAAGAGUUCGCAUCGAUCGAUAUUGUGAAGAAUAAAAUCGUAGAGGAAUACUUAAACAAGAUAUGGAGUGAAAUGAAAAAACCCCCAGAGGCAGAAAAGGUAGAUAUAAAUAAUUACUUCAUCGUCGAAGUGGUAGGAUUAUCUCAUGGAAUUAUUAAAAAGGCUGAAUUUUUAAAAGAUGUCGAAAAUUUAAGGAUGAAAUGGAUUAACCAUUUGAGACCUCUACAGUAUUCAAGGAACAUUCCUUCCGAUGGUUUCGCACAUUAUUGCAAUAACAUUUGGAAUACCAUCGUGAAGCAAUCCCAACUGGACAUUCCAUCGCAGAAGGAAAUGUUAGCUACCUUUCGAUGUCAAGAAAUUAAAAAUAACGUCAUUAUUAACACUUCAAAAAUGAUAAAGGAGAAAUUAGCUGCAUCAUCCUCGCAGCAUAGUGAUGCCACCAUUGAUGAGUUUAAAUCGUGGGCUGAAAAAGAUAUAGUGGAAAAAAGCCUCGAUGAAUACUUUCUGGAUGCCUCCAGGUAUAUAGAAAGCAUAUGCCUAAAGACGUCAGAGGAGUUACUGGAGAGCCUCUUCAUACAACUACAAACCAUUGUAGAUAAUAAUUUAAAUUUUACACAGAGGGUACUGUCGGCCAAAUUUGCAAACGAGCUUAACACCAUGUACAGUGUGUGCACAUCCGACAAGAAUGUGUUUCUCUUCACCAAAGAGUCCAAUCUGCAAGUACGGAGAGAUGGCAAGGGCAGUACAUCUCCCAAGCAGGAUAAGAACGAUAAGAUGGACCAAAAUAAUAGUCAAGACAAAUGCAUUCGUCUAUGGUCCAGUUUUCUCUUAAAUGCGGAUAAGCUCGAGUACACCACUUUGUGUAACUUCUUUGAGGACUAUGAAAAAUGCAACAUUGAAAUUAAGAAGAGAAAUAAAAUCCACGAAUUUAAUUAUAAACCCUCCUUGAGCAUCCUCUCUACGGCCAUGUGCAAAGACCUGAACAGAAUUCGAAAUGCACAAUUCACCGUCCUUCUGGAUCGCACCAGGGCCACCAUCAAAAGUAGGCUGAAAAAUAUCGACAGCCUACUCAUCACGACGAAAAACCCGGAGGAGUACUGGAAUAACACACUCAGAAUUGUUAAGGCACUGCAGGAAAGUAUAAAUAACAACCUGACAAAAUGCUUCAUAAACCUGAAAGGGAGGGGCCCAGGUAGUUGCACCGCUGGCAUUAUUGCAGAUGGAGUGUUGGGCCAUGACGAGGAUAAUACAUUCCACGUGGAUAACCAAAUGGAGGCACACAAAUCGCUGAGCGACAAACAAGCCGCAAAUGAGAACAACCAUUACGUAGAGGAGAACCUCCUAAACUACAAAAAGAUUGACAUAAUUAAAAACAAAGGUAAGUACAUCAGCACUGUAAGCGAAGAAAUUGAGAAACAGAUAAAGAACAAGAAGGCCAUUUCAGAAUUAAACAGUUACUACCUGGACGAAAUAAUGGAUGUGCUUAAAAGUAAGCUAGACGAAAUUUCGGAUAAUCUAUCCUCCAUCAUAAUUCAACGAUUUGAAUCUGUGUUCAAUUACGAUGAUGCUGAGCAACCAAGACAGUGGCGUGAGAUCUCCGUGGCGGAACUGAAGAAAAUUUUCCGAGAAUCAAAAAAUUAUGCUCUUCUAAUUAUUGACAUUCUUCAGAAAAAUAUUAACGUAGAGAUCAUUGAUGAUUACUUACCAAAUAAUUUUAUAAAGGAUGAAAUUAUCGAGAAGGGGAAGAACAAGGCCAAGCGGAAGAUCCAAGAAAUGUGCAGGGAUGCUCAAUAUAUCCAAGAGACGGGUGGUAAAAUGAGUUUAAAGAAUGUGCCUCUUCUUUUCUGGGUUAUUUUGUUAAUCUUAGGAUGGAACGAACUUCUCUUUUUUACUCGCUUCUUUUUCCGCCUGAAUAUUAUUUUGCCUCUUUUCUUGGCCGUCGCCGUCAUUCUAUCAACCCUCGUUUUUAAUGGCAAUAUGGAGGUGCUUUCCAUCAUCAACAAGGUGGUUUUUUUUCUGGCCAAGAAUUCAUAUGGCUUUUACCGGCAAUUGCAGGCAAUGGGCGGCAAGGCUGCGCAGGGUUCCGAGGCGGACUAG
Molecule: messenger RNA, 2664 nt
Organism: Plasmodium inui San Antonio 1
Lineage: Eukaryota; Apicomplexa; Aconoidasida; Haemosporida; Plasmodiidae
Product: protein SEY1
Exons: 1
Coding region: 1-2664 (887 amino acids)
Biological process (GO): endoplasmic reticulum membrane fusion
Cellular component (GO): endoplasmic reticulum
Molecular function (GO): GTPase activity; GTP binding
Source: RefSeq, a predicted model, not a curated record